Messenger RNA from Phyllostomus hastatus (greater spear-nosed bat), 8112 nucleotides. RefSeq names its product zinc finger CCCH-type containing 12B (gene ZC3H12B). The transcript has 10 exons. The coding region runs from base 1416 to 3929 and encodes 837 amino acids. The record is from RefSeq and is a predicted model, not a curated record. Gene Ontology annotation, cellular component: cytoplasmic ribonucleoprotein granule; nucleus. Gene Ontology annotation, molecular function: RNA endonuclease activity; metal ion binding; mRNA binding. NCBI's taxonomy places the organism in Eukaryota, Metazoa, Chordata, Mammalia, Chiroptera, Phyllostomidae.
GCUGCUGCUCUGUGGCUGUGGGGGGCUGAGGGACAGGAAUCAGGCCUGGGGGUCGUGUCGCUGAGGGGACCGGGGGCGGCAGUCCCACCGGAGCUGUGGCCUAGUAUACCGGGAGGGUCCGUGCCGCUGGGCGAGGGCCUCCCCUCCAUUACCUCCCCUCGCCCUUCCACGUCGAUGGUGGUGAAGUUGGCGGCGCCAGGGAGCGCAGGGCACCAGAUUGCCUCCCUUGCACCCAGCUCCUCUUGGGGCGCUUCACUGGCCCGCGCUCACGGACACCUGCGCCGCCGCCUCCUCUCGCCCGCUGAGACCACCCCUGGCAGCGGGCGGGGGAGGGGCUGCCCCUGCAGGGGCUGAGUCGAGGAGGGCCACGACGGGGACCAUAGGAGAGUAGGGCCAGACCAUUGUGAAGAUUAGAUGUCUGGAAAGCUACUGAAGAAUGAUACACUUUCUUAAUCCUCUUCACUACCUUCUGUAUUCUAACAAGAUUUCACUUUGAGAGAGACGUAGAGUUAACAGUCACUGAUUGUGCUGCUUCUUACCCCUUUACAAGGAAGUAGCCUAAAUAGCCAAGUUGCAAGGUACUACUGCUUCUUUUAAGGACCAUGCGUUUCAUAGGUGGCACUUGGAAAGAGAGAUAAUGACCACCUGUCUCCUUCAUCCUGGACACAUGAGAAAGUGUGUAGGCUUAGGAUUCUUGGACAUUCUGCCUCAACAACAAAGGAUAAAAGCCAUGAUGUGAUGGAUAAGCUGCACAAGUAAGAAAUACAGAUGUGGACUGCAGGCCUUCAAAAAAUAAUCGAGCUUGCUGAAGAUCAGUGCCAGAAGUUGGAAAUGUUGGAGAUGUUAAGAGGAAGAUAAAGAGCUUGGGGACCAUGAGGUAGCUCCAGUAGGGAUCAUCAAGAAGCCCAGAGUAUUAUUUCUGAAAUGACACCAUCUCUCACUGCUGCAACUACCUGACUGACUCUACUUUUGUAUAACAAAGGAGACACAAAAAAGUCUGGACUAUCAAUCAGGGGGAAGAUGAAAAGAAAUAAGAGGCAAACUUCAGGUCAGAAGUCAUAGGGUCUGAGAUGUUAAAAUUGAAGCUCAGAAUGAUGUCACCAACCUGGCGACAUAGGUAAUUCCUGACCUCACUCCCCCUCACAAGAACAGCUAAUAUCUAUUCAAGAAUAAAACUCCACUGAGAGAAUCCUAGAACAUGGGGGUGAGGCUGAAGCACCCACCUGCACCUCUGAGACCGAGACACACUGCAUUAGAAGGGGAGUAGUAACAUCUGAACACACCAACCCAAACAGACAGAGUCUUGCACCAUCACUACCACCACAUUUUAACACAAAGAAAUGCCACCGUACGUGGAUUCCCAGCAGGCUUAAAAAGAAAAGAGCGUUGAUCAGAUCUCAGACCCACUGAACGGGAUGACGGCCACAGCUACAGUGGAGACAACAAAAAUGAAGAAGAGUGCUCCCAAGGAAGAGAAGCAGCAGCCUAAGCAAGACAGCACAGAGCAGGGCACUGCUGAUUCUGAAGACUGGGUGAGCUCCGAGAGUGACCCUGAACAGAUGAGCCUUAAGAGCGGCAAUAGCAAUGAUACUAGCAGCAAACCUGGGGCUGUUCAGUUGAAGAAAAAGGAGAUUCCUCCCAAGCCACACCGCCAGCUCUGUAGGUCACCCUGCCUGGAUCGUCCGAGCUUCUCCCAGAGCAGCAUUCUGCAGGAUGGGAAGCUUGACUUGGAAAAGGAAUACCAAGCCAAGAUGGAUUUUGCUCUAAAGCUGGGCUAUGCAGAGGAACAGAUUCAAUCAGUGCUGAACAAGCUGGGCCCAGAGUCACUUAUUAAUGAUGUAUUGGCAGAGCUCGUCAGACUUGGAACCAGAGGUGAUUCGGAAGGGCAGGUCAACCCGAGCCUGUUCGUGCCCCGGGGAUCCAGCUCCAGAGAGAUUGCAAGCCCUGAACUGUCUCUUGAUGAUGAAAUAGAUAGCAGUGACAAUUUGAGGCCAAUUGUCAUCGAUGGAAGUAACGUGGCAAUGAGCCAUGGGAAUAAGGAAGAGUUCUCCUGCAGAGGAAUACAGCUUGCUGUGGACUGGUUUCUCGAUAAAGGCCAUAAGGAUAUUACCGUAUUUGUGCCUGCGUGGAGAAAGGAGCAAUCUCGACCUGAUACGCCCAUUACAGAUCAAGAUGUCCUACGAAAACUGGAGAAGGAAAAGAUUCUUGUCUUCACACCAUCCCGAAGGGUCCAAGGCAGGAGAGUUGUCUGCUACGAUGACCGCUUCAUAGUCAAGUUGGCUUUCGAUUCUGAUGGCAUCAUUGUAUCCAAUGAUAACUAUCGAGACCUUCAAGUCGAAAAACCAGAAUGGAAGAAGUUUAUAGAAGAGCGAUUGCUGAUGUAUUCUUUCGUGAAUGACAAAUUUAUGCCUCCAGAUGAUCCUUUAGGACGUCAUGGGCCAAGCCUCGAAAAUUUCUUAAGAAAGAGACCUGUUGUUCCCGAGCACAAGAAGCAGCCAUGUCCCUAUGGUAAAAAAUGCACGUACGGCCACAAGUGCAAAUACUACCAUCCAGAGCGGGCCAACCAGCCCCAGCGUUCAGUGGCUGACGAGCUCCGCAUCAGUGCCAAACUGUCCACAGUGAAAACCAUGAGCGAAGGUACCCUGGCCAAGUGUGGCGCGGGGCUGUCAAAUGCCAAAGGUGAGAUAACCUCAGAGGUCAAGCGGGUGGCCCCGAAGCGCCAAUCAGAUCCCAGUAUCCGGUCCGUGGCUGUGGAGCCUGAGGAAUGGGUGUCCAUUUCCCGUAAGCCUGAGGCCAGCUCUGUCCCCUCACUUGUGACUGCCCUCAGUGUCCCCACGAUUCCACCUCCCAAAAGCCAUGCAGUGGGUGCACUCAACACCCGUUCAGCCAGCAGCCCAGUGCCAGGAUCCUCUCAUUUCCCCCACCAGAAAUCCUCAUUGGAGCACAUGGCCAGCAUGCAGUACCCUCCCAUCCUGGUUACCAACAGCCAUGGGACCCCUAUUAGCUAUGCUGAGCAAUACCCAAAGUUUGAGUCCUUGGGGGACCACGGCUACUAUUCAAUGUUAGGCGACUUCUCCAAAAUGAACAUCAACAGCAUGCAUAACCGAGAGUACUACAUGGCUGAGGCAGACCGGGGGAUGUAUGCCAGGAGUCCCAGCCUCUGUCCUGACAGCCAUAUGAGCCAUACCAGGAACGACAACUAUUCCUCUUACAACAACCUGUACUUGGCUGUAGCUGAUGCCCAUCCUGAAGGCAGUUUGAAGCUGCAUCGCUCAGCAUCUCAAAACCGUCUUCAGCCUUUUCCCCAUGGUUACCAUGAAGCCUUAACGCGAGUACAGAGCUAUGGCCCAGAGGAUUCUAAGCAAGCCUCCCACAAGCAGUCAGUCCCCCACUUAGUGCUGCAUGCCCAGCACCCAGCAGCUGGAGCACGCUCCAGCUGUCCUGGAGACUACCCCAUGCCUCCCAAUAUCCAUCCUGGGGCAACCCCCCAGUCGGGACGUGCUCUGGUGAUGACUCGGAUGGACAGCAUUUCUGACUCCCGCCUCUAUGAGAGCAACCCCAUGAGGCAAAGACGACCUCCUCUGUGCCGGGAACAACACGCCAGCUGGGAUCCGCUGCCUUGUGCAGCCGAUUCCUAUGGCUACCACUCCUAUCCUCUGAGCAACAGCCUCAUGCAACCGUGCUAUGAGCCAGUCAUGGUACGCAGCGUGCCUGAAAAGAUGGAGCAGCUUUGGAGGAAUCCUUGGGUUGGAAUGUGCAAUGAUUCCAGGGAGCAUCUGAUCCCAGAACACCAGUAUCAGACCUACAAGAACCUCUGCAAUAUUUUCCCUUCCAACAUCGUGCUCUCAGUGAUGGAGAAGAAUCCCCACACAGCGGAUGCGCAGCAGCUGGCAGCCUUGAUUGUUUCUAAGCUUAGGGCUGCACGUUGAUGUGACAUUAAGACCUGUUCCUUUAUACAAAUAUGAAUACUAAUGCUAGUAGUGCACUAAUACUGUCAUAACAGUCACUAAUAAUUGUGUGUUGUUCUUUACAAGUUACAGAAUGUUUAUGUCUUUGAAGCACAUAACAACCCUGUGAGGUAAGUUGUACUAAUACCUUGUUUUCGAGACAAGGAAACUGAAGCUCAGUGAGAUUAAGCGAUUUGCCAAGGUCGUACUGCUAGCAAAUCAGGACCAAGUCAGGACUCCGCCCAAGUCCUGUGACUCCGAGGCUCACUCCCUUCUGCACUGUGCCAGGCAGAUCAUGAAGGACAAAACCCUGGCGGGGAGCUAAAUGCAAAGAACCCCAAGGGAUUCCAUUCUAAACCUUGUCAUAAUUACAUGUUUUAUAUUACAGAGUGUUGAUCAUAUAUCUAAUUUAGAGAACCUUGGGAUCAGGUAAUAGGUAGAAUUAAUCUUUUAGAAUUUUUAAUGGGAAUAGUUAAAGCUAUUUCAAAGCAAAUGCAUAUUUUAUUGCAUGGAUAUCUAACCGUUUAUUUACUGUCUUUACUAACCAAGCUAUAGGGUCAUAGUGAAGCUUUUAGAGUUAUAUUUCAAACCUAUUGCUAGGAAUUAGACCGCAUGUAUGAGUGUAUGUAUUUAGCUUGAGAUGUGUGUGUACCUCUGUAUAACUUUUUACACAGUGAUGAUAAGAUAGGCUCUACACAGACCUUAGUCUACAGCUAAAUAGAUCACAAAUCUGACUUGAUGAUUUUAUGCCACAUUUCCUAGUUUCCACUAGUUUUGAAAGUGAAAUCACAUACCAGUAUUUGAGCAUCGCUUUCUUAAACACCAGAGCAAACUAGCUCUAUUUCCUUUGCACUUUUCUACUUGUCAACAUUUAUUGACAGUUCUUAGCUUUUAAGCCUCUUCACCUCAACCAAUUACGGAUCAGAUUGCAGCCUUUUUCUGCAGAGUCGCUGAUGGAUAAUAAGCGCAACUCCCAAGCAUUGUAGAUGUGUGCUACACAGGCACGGGAAGAGUUUGACCGGCACCAAGGAAUUCACUACCAGAGAGAUGGCCAAACUCACGCGGCAUUCCACGGUGAACACCAAAGCUGCACUCAAGGAGGGCCUCCCGGACGAGCUUUGGACUUCUGAUCUAUGCAGUAUUCAACAUCACAGGAUGAAAUGUCAUGGAGGACAGUGCACAGCCAUGCAAUCCUCUCUCUCCUGCUGGCCAGUCUCUGGGCAAUGAAGUCAAUUAGCGGUGGAGCAAAAUUUCUUUAGGCAACAAAACCAGGGGAUUUUCUAGAUAGGAAAAUGUAGCUCCCACAAGGAGACGCUACAUCUUUUCCAAUAGCUGGCUUAGUUAUGCACUUCAAAUACACACUCCAAGAGCGUGAACUUGCCCUUAGAUAAUUCUUAAAUGCAUUACUAAAGAUGGCAGGACUUGGGGUUGAAUGGCAUCAUUUGCACAACUAGUAACUUGCUCAGGGUGGGAACCUUUGUAAUUAAACGCCUCUAGAAAAGGCAUUUUUUGUUUUUUUUUAAAGCUGCACUAAAUGAACCCCCUUUUUGAAUCCACUGUAUAUUUCAGCAUUUUGAACCAUGACCAGCUCACUAUGUACUGAGCUGGCACUUGCUAAUUUCUAUGAUCGUUUUUUCAUGAAAGUUGAGAAGGCCCGGCCUUGGCCUUUCGUUUCUUCAUGAGAAGGUGUGACACUGCCUAUAAAUGUUUCUUACUCUGAAACACUCCGAAUGUGAGGCUGUAGUCAGGGUUGUUUCUGGUGGUUUGAUCAUGGCUUGCAUGUUGCUUUCUGGCUUUCUGUCUCUGUCCUGAUCAAAACUGCACCUCACCCAACGUUUCUCUCGCGUCCGCCACAGCUUCACGUUCAUGUCCCACCCUCUGAUCUCCCCAUGCCCCGGCAUUUUUACUGAGGUGUAAAAGUGUUUUCAUGUCAUGUAGGUCCAUAGACAGUAGCAGUUCCCGCUCAAGUUCCCAUUUCAUUGUUUCAACUUCUUGGAUCUUCUAAGUCUGUCCUAUUGUGUAAAUCAGGGUAUUUGACAAUCUGAGGGAACUCUGCUGAUUCUGUGCCACUUAGUUCCCCUUCCUCCCAAAAUCAUCAACGACAUCACAGUCUCCGCUACCUGCACAAUUUACCGGGAAGCACAAGGUUAAUCUUGUCAGCCGCAGUUCAUCUUGAACACGUUCAUGUUUAGUGCUCACAAAAUCGUACGCUCCUCCCAAUGCAGGACAUCUUUUUUAAGGCAGAAUAUGUAGUUCUUAUUUCCUAAAGAACAACUGUCAUUCUCUUCUCAUAAAAUGUGUAUGAACCAAAGCUGCUGGGAGCAAUGCCUCAAAUAACCAGAAAUGACCUUCUGUUGAUACAAAUUGUAUCUCCUUUUUUUCCUGACUGUAUAGUAAGUAACAAAUGUACAAAACUCAUCUUAAACCAGGUUUGGUACUGACUUUCCCCAUGAUGUCUGUGGCACUGUGUGCCACAGGGAAGUAGCCCAGGGGUUGCGAGAGAGCUUUAAUUUCCAAAGGGCGGUAGUAGUUCAUAGACAAAGACAGUUUUUCAAGGCCUCUUUAUUACAAUGUGCACAGCUAUUGUGUAUACAGUUUCAAGCAUUAUAUUGCAAUAAGUUCUCUUUAGCCUAUUCAAUUGAAUAUGCCCUUGCAAAAGGGAUUUUGUAUAAAAAGUGUCAGUGUUAGUGAAUCAUCUGCAAGAAUCUAUAAAUGGAGCCGUACACUUAUGAAUGCAUAAACCCAGCUUGGUUUUUAGUGAAGUUUUUAGAGACACAUUUUCCUUAUAUUGAGGUCUGCACAGCUCUCGACUUUUCCAUUUUGUCUGUAACUAUACAACAGCAAAUACAAAGAAGCAUGGGGACCCCCUCGCUUCCUUGAUAAUGAAAUCAAGCUUCCUUCCUGGGACUAAGUGGGUGUCCUUCCGGAUACUUACCUCAAAGCACUCAGCAGGGGACUGCACAGUGUUUCGUGACAGGUUUUCAAGUGGCAGUAUAUUUUGCAAGAGGUGCUUUGCGACUUUAAUUCUUUCACUGAAUUUCUGAACUCAUGGGAAGUCUCUGCUGGUUCAGACCUUAGGUUUUGUGGAUUUUGUGAUUCCGUUGUUGUUUCAUUUCGACCUGAGGAAGUGUGACUCUGCAGUGGCGUGUUCUAUCCAGCGAGCCUUUUCAAAGGCAACAUAUAGCCAUUGCACUCUCUUAAGGUGCAAGGUAUGGAAGGGAGAAUGACAGAGAUGCCUUAUGGAAAUGGUCUCUGAAACUUUUCUUCAAAGUAAUAUUCUCUCUCUCUCUCUCUCUCUCUCUCUCUCUCUCUCUCUCUGCCAGUUUCUGGGAGAAUACUUUUAAAUCCCAUUUUUUCUAUUGUAGAAUAAAUGAUCUUUAUACAAUAUUCAAACAUGGAUAUCCAUUAAUCUCUAGCACGGGGUUUUCUUCUAGCAUAAAAUAAUUCAUUCUGAGAGGCACGAGGCACCAUUCUAUCUAUGCUGUACAAUUGCCCGUUUUGAGGGCCCAGGAUUUUAAUACACUUACUUUUACUCUGGGAACCAGGUCUGGAACUGCACAGGGAAAGUCAUGUCAGGCUGUCCAAAGAGUCCUGCUCAGGUCGCCCCCUAACCCGUCUCUGCCUCGUCCUCCUUUGCUUCUCCUCAGGCCUGACACCGAGGAGCACAGUCUUCAAGUACAGUCACGAUGCAGUUAGUUCUCAUUGGAAACCAAACCAGUAUAUUUUGGGAAAACUUGCUGGCCUACAGUAGCCGAUGCCUUUGAAGACUCACACUAUUCAAUAUCUAUCACAUUGUAGCUAGCUAUAUACAUAGGCAGAUUGACUAUUUUUAAUCCUGGUUUGUGAAUCAAGGAGCUAUAGUAGUUUGCUUUAUCUACUUGUGGGAUUAAACAAUACUGUUUAAUGGUUGUAAACUCUUAUAAAACCUCUUUGGGUUUUUUGUUUGACCCAAACAUAAUGUAAGUCUCAAUGACAAAAUAUACGAAGCCAACCAGAGGUGAGUGAAAACAUAUUCCGUCCCCAACUUUGUCUGCUCCUAUAGUGCACGCGUACUGCUUUGCAACAUGUUCUUUCUAGCAUGAAUGUGCUCUGACUACUUCACGAGGUUUUAAUUUGCUUCACUUAUAAUAGCGAUGGAAAUGCUGUAUCAUUUACAACAAUGAAC